AUGUCAUCCUCCAUAGAACCCAUCAAAGUAAUAGGCAACAAGUUCUACGGUUCAUUAACGCACCAGCAAUUCUUCAUCAAGGGCAUAGCAUAUCAAAAAACCCGCCAGGAAGGCGAAGUCUACGACCCCGUGAAAGAAACCAACUACAUCGACCCCAUGUCGAACCCGUUUUCGUGCUUGCGCGACUUGGAGCACCUCAAGGAGUUGGGGAUCAACUUAGUCAGGAUCUACCAGAUUAACCCCUUGGCGAACCACAAUGUGUGCAUGGACGCAUUCGCUGAGGCGGGCAUUUACGUGUUGGCAGACUUGGGCGAGCCGUAUUGCUCCAUCAGGCGCGAUUUCCCGCAUUGGGACACGGAGUUGUUGCAACGGUACAAGGCUGUGAUUGAUGCCAUGGUUGGAUUUGAUAAUUUGUUGGGGUUUUUCGCAGGUAAUGAAGUUGCUGAUCUGCAGUCUAAUGUUGACUCUGCUCCGUUUGUUCGCGCUGCUAUCAGGGACGUGAAGAAGUAUAUGAGGGAUAGAAAGUAUAGGAAAGUGCCUGUGGGGUAUGCCACCAAUGACGAUGCUACGAUUCGAGAGUACUUGGCGAAUUACUUUGUGUGUGAUUUGAACGACCCGCACCCGGACCACAGAGAAGAUGAAGGGUUGGACUCAAAGGCUGAUUUCUUUGCUAUCAAUGUUUACGAGUGGUGUGGCUACUCGACUUAUACAACUUCGGGGUACCGCGAACUCACAGCGGCGUUCAAAAACUACCCCGUGCCGGCAUUUUUCAGCGAGUUUGGCUGUAAUAUGAUUACACCUAGACCGUUUACUGAAGUUGAAGCGCUUUAUGGUUCAACGAUGAGAAAGACGUGGUCAGGCGGGAUUGCAUAUGAGUAUUUCGAAGAGGUCAACCACUAUGGAAUCGUGUUGCCUAAACAGGACGGUCUGGUUUUGAAGCUUCCCGAUUUCGAAACUUUAAAGAAUAGAUUCAACUCUGCGCAACCACCGGGUUUGCCAAUUGAUCAAGUUGAAAAAAAUGAGCCCGUUUCGUGUAUGCAAAACGCGGCGGUUUGGCAAGUUGCUUCUAAAUUGCCCCAGACACCGGACAAGGGCAAAUGCGAGUGUCUCUUUGACUCAUUGAAUUGUGUAGUUGUCGAGAGUGACUCGUUUGACGAGGAGGCGAUAUUGAGGGAUCUUUGCUACAAAAUCGACUGCGAGCAUAUCAGCACGAAUGGCAAAUUGGGCAGGUACGGGAAGUUCAGCGACUGCGAGUCCAUUGUGCGAGCUUCGUAUGCGCUCAACAAAUACUAUGAGCAGACGGGGCGGAGGAGAGAAGUAUGCGAAGUGCAGAAUAGAGGUGUUUUGGUGAAAGAAGGACAAGUGGAUUUGAGUACAAAAUUCAGCAAAGAUGGACGCAAUUGUCAGAGCUUGUUGAAUGGCGCUAGUUCGUCUGAAGAAACGGUCAAAGAGGACACCGAGCGUGAACCAGUGUCGAUAUUACCUCCUGCAUCCACUCGGAUCCUCAGCUCGGAAGCUCAUUUAUUCUCGUGGACAAAGUACCUCCUUAUGGUGAUCCUCGCUUUAUACUAA
Lodderomyces beijingensis is the source of this 1572-nucleotide messenger RNA. NCBI's taxonomy places the organism in Eukaryota, Fungi, Ascomycota, Pichiomycetes, Serinales, Debaryomycetaceae. The record is from the annotation of a GenBank genome assembly.